AUGAUGAUGUUCGAAGUGGGAAACAUCGGCGGCACCAAGAUGGACGCCGCCGCCGCUCUAAAACAAACGCCCCACAUCCGACAACCUUACAGCGUAAAAAACCAAAUGAUGCGGUUUCUGAGGCGAUCUAAAUCCGCGGCCAACGCGCCCAGCGAAAAAAUCACGCCCAAACACGUUCCCAACGAACACCUUUACAGGCGCAAUCACGUACAUCCUCAGACGAGGGUGGUAAACCACGUGGAAGGACUGCCGAUUGUCGUAGCCAAUAAACCGAAAAAGAUCCUGCUAGAAAGUGUGUUUGCAGAACCGGCUUUAGUUAACAAUAGUGGACAACUCAUUUUACCCCUAUUGGUUAAAUUCGGCCCUGUAAGUUUGCCCUGA
This is a messenger RNA of Phyllotreta striolata, 381 nucleotides long. NCBI's taxonomy places the organism in Eukaryota, Metazoa, Arthropoda, Insecta, Coleoptera, Chrysomelidae. The record is from the annotation of a GenBank genome assembly.